CGUAAUCGCCAUCGUUUUAUAUUCGACAUCGAGAUUGACUACUAUCAACCUCAAAAAUUUGGAUUUAUACGUGCGAGUGAAACGCACGUGUCGAUAACCAAGAAAUAUUGCCAAUUUAACUGCUUGUUCCGAAUUGAUAAUCCAUCGUUACACGAGAUGUUCAAAUUUCGUUGUCCUGRGCUUCCGUCUCGCACCGACACGUGUUKUAUAGGACGGGCGUGACGUGCCGGUGGUGGUUAUGUGUUCGAUAUCAACGACCAAUUGUUAAUGUGUAGGGCUCUGUUUACUACGCUAUUGCUGCUGAUAAUGGACGACCAAAGUAUCACAUUAGAUGUUAACCCUAAAGCAUACCCUUUAGCUGACCAACAGAUGACCACUAAAAUUUUGAACUUGGUGCAACAAGCAAUGAACUAUAAACAAUUACGUAAAGGAGCAAAUGAAGCCACCAAAACAUUAAACAGAGGUAUUUCUGAAUUCAUAGUCUGUGCAGCAGAUGCAGAACCUUUAGAAAUUUUGCUACAUUUACCAUUAUUAUGCGAAGACAAAAAUGUUCCAUAUGUUUUUAUUAGAUCAAAACAAGCAUUAGGCCGUGCAUGCGGUGUUUCAAGACCAGUCAUAGCGUGUUCUAUUACCACUGAUGAAGGUUCUCAAUUACGACCACAAAUACAACAAGUUCAGACUGAAAUUGAAAGACUAUUGAUUUAAUUUUGUACACAUUUUUACAUUUAUAACACUGAUUUGGAAAUAAUAAUAAUACUACAUCAUUGU
Diuraphis noxia (Russian wheat aphid) is the source of this 768-nucleotide messenger RNA. Its product is annotated as NHP2-like protein 1. Gene Ontology annotation, cellular component: ribonucleoprotein complex; nucleolus. The record is from RefSeq and is a predicted model, not a curated record. Gene Ontology annotation, molecular function: RNA binding. Gene Ontology annotation, biological process: ribosome biogenesis. NCBI's taxonomy places the organism in Eukaryota, Metazoa, Arthropoda, Insecta, Hemiptera, Aphididae.